ACGGCAAACAUGUGAGGUUUCAUCCAUCCGGUGCCAAAUCUGUAGGGCCUCUUAAGCUUGGUAAUCUAUCACCAAGUUGCAACACAUAAAAACUCUUCAAAACUCAAACCACCGAUAGCGUUAGGCAGGGAUUUCUGGUGAGUUGUCAGUUAUCCUGGACAAAGGCCUUGCUGUUCCUGACCCUUAUUUCUGAUGCUGUGUGCUACAGGAGCAUCGUUCUCUGGAUGUUUCAGCAAAUUCUGUAUAGGUUUAGCCUCUUGUCUAUCAAUAACAGGAUAAACGCGUGUAUUCAGCGUCGUCGUAGACCUCCGAAUAGCGGAUCAAUCAUUUUAGUACAGGUAGAGUGGCUGACCAUAAGCAUCUAUGCCCCCCACAUGGCAUUGAGAGGCAGCAAAAUUGAGUUUCACCCCCUGAUUUGCUGAGCAGCAGUAACACUAACCAUUCCCUUUCUGUUCAUGAUUCUGUGACAAUUCCAGUAGGACACUCACUAAUUGGGAGGUGGAGAAUGAGACCGUCCUGGGUGUUUCUAUACCAGGAAGGCUCAGCAGUACAAGCCCUACCUGACCGCUGCGUGUCCCGCCAUGGACAAUGAGGAUGUGGGUGUUGGUUGGGACUAGCUUUUCUCUGACAAUAUCAUGGCUGCUUGAGGCCAGGGCAGCAUAGCAGGAUGCAUUUGUUGGGUUGGCCGGCCGGCCGUUCCAUGUGCUGCACCUGCACCUUUGGCCCAACCCAAAUGGCUUUUCCUGUUGCUGGGUGCUGGCACAGAGCAAUCAGGAUGGAUGCCUCUCUCUCUGUAUCUUCCAGCUCUGGUCUGGUCCUCUGCAUCAGUACCUGGUGCCAUUGCUUGUGAUCUUUGACCAGAGCUGCUUGCCUUCUCCAUGAAAUUGUGCGUCCUCCUAGUAAUGUCUGAUUCAACACUUAAAUUAAGUACCGUGUGUCCUACUCCUACCGUCUAGAAGUAACUCCAUGAGCGAUUGGGAUUUAUGAAGGAGUACUGUGCUGACAGUUCUUACUGACAGCCUUAAGGCUUUUGGGAGCAUUAUGCUGAAAGGAAGGCUAACAUGUUCUCACAAGGAUACUGCCAAGAGUUCUCCAAAAUCGACUCAAUCACCAGAGAUCUCGUCAAAGGAAUUGGAGGACGACAACAGUGUAAAGGUGAAGGUAUUGAGCGAGAGGCUGUCGUCCGUAGUUCUGGAUAUCCGUGCGAAGGACGAUCUCGUGAAGCAGCAUUCCAAAGUUGCAGAGGAAGCUGUUCUAGGAUGGGAGAAGGCCGAGAAGGAGAUCGCAUCACUGAAGACGCAGCUGAACGCUGCAACUGCCAAGAACUCUGCGCUCGAGGACCGGCUCGUCCAUCUUGAUGGUGCCCUGAAGGAAUGCGUCCGGCAACUCCGGCGUGCCAAGGAAGAUCAGGAGCAGACGGUGCAGGACGCGCUGACACAGCAAGCACGGCAAUGGGAGUCCGAGAAGACCGACCUAGAGCUGCGCACCGUCGAGCUCACGGCGAGGCUGGAGGCCAAGUCUGAGCGCUCGGUGGCCACCGAUGGCGACACCAGCGCGAGGCUGUCUGCUCUGGAGAAGGAGAACUCAGCUCUGAAGGUCCAGCUGCUCGCCAAGACGGAGGAGCUCGGGCUCAGGACCCUAGAGAAGGAGCUGCACAGGCGGGCCGCCGAGACGGCGAGCAAGCAGCAGCUGGAGGGCUUCAAGAAGGUGGCCAAGCUCGAAGCCGAGUGCCGGAGGCUGCAGGCGGCGGCACGGAGACCCUCCUUCAACAUCGAGCUCAGGCGCGCUCCAAGCUCGGUCUGCGCCGAGUCGGUGACGGACUACCAGUCGGACUGCUCGGACUCAUGGGCCUCGGCUCUGAUCACCGAGCUUGAUCAGUUCAAGAACGACAAGGGCAACGCGGGCACGAGGAGCGCCAACCUCGCGACCGCAGACAUCGGCGUGAUGGAUGACUUCCUCGAGAUGGAGAGGCUCGCCUCCGCGAACGACUCAUCGAAAGGCGACGCCGAAGACGCGAACGUCCAGGUGGUGAAGCUAGAGGAGAAGGUCAAGAAGUUGGCAGCCGAGAAGGCCGACAGGGAGAAGGCGCUGCAUGAGGCACAACGCGAACUGAGGGCUUCCCGCCAUCGGGCAAAGGUGGCAGAGGAGAAAUCAGCUGAAUUGCAGAGGCAGCUGAACCUUGCCAAUGGCGGGAAGCAUGCAAUGGAGGCCGAGAUGAAAGCCGUAGAGGCGAAGAGAAGUGAGCUUGAGGGUAGACUUGAGCUUGCCCGUGCCGAGAUCGCGAGCUUGCUGGACAAGGGCCGCGUGCUGGAGGAACGGCUCGAGUCCGAGAAGGUGCUGACGCUGGAGCUCGCAGCUAAGUAUCAGGAUAUGGAGGCAUUGGGAGCAGAGAAGAGAGAGCUGUGCGCUCAGUUAGAGGCAUCACGGUCUGAAGACAAGAAGUUCAGAGAUAAGAUCACUCUGCUGGAGAGGAAACUGGAGGUGGAGAAGGCCUUGUCAAUUCGUCUCGCAACGAAAUGCCAUGGCAUUGAGGCUCUGGAAGCGAAGAAGAAGGGUGUAGAGCUCGAGUUGGAGUCGGCACAAGAGGAAAUCGCUUCGCUGCAGAAGAAAGCGAGCGGCUUGGAACAGAAACUUGAGGAAGAGAAGGCGUCGUCUAAUGAACUCGCAAUGCGGUGCAAGGAUUUGGAGGUAUUGAGUAAGCAUAGAGAUGAGCUUAGAUCUCAGCUGGAGUCUGCAAAUUCACGGAUCAUUGAGCUGAGCGAGACGGUUAAAAUGCUCGAGGAUGUAAUCGAGAAACACAGGCCAGUGACAGUGGAAUUGGAAUCUCAACUCAAGUCGAGACGAGCUGAAAUCAACAGCUUGAAGGAAGAUGUCAGCCUGUUAGAAAAGAAGCUGGAGAGCCAGAAGAACUUGUCAUCAGCUUACGUAACUGCAUUGGGUGCUUCUGAAGAUGAGAAGAACAAGCUGGCUAGUCAGUUUGAACUCAAAGAGAAAGAAGCCGAGGAAUUACGCGGAAUGGUGAGUUUGCUGGAGGAACAGAUUCACAAAGAGAACGAACAAUCGUUGGAAUUUGCAGCGAAAUGUCAGAAGAUGGAAGAAAAGUUGUCCAGCAUGUCUCUUGGUCACCAACCAUUGAAGCCUGUGGCAACCAAAGAUCUUCAGAACAGAAAGGAGAAAGAGCUAGCCAAGGCUGCAGGGAAACUGGCAGACUGCCAGAAGACGAUAGCUUCACUCAGCAGCAAACUGAAAUCCUUGGCUGAUUUCGAUAAUUUCAUCCCUGGAACCGAGAACGAAAGCGCCUCAGCUGACGCCUGGGACGAUGGUGAUCUGAAGCUGCUCCAUCCAGCAAGUUAUCCUGCGCGAAUCGGUUGUUUGGCAGCCACAUGAUCGUCGUGGCAAGUGGAUAGCGAAACUAUUUUGUUUGGCUUUUCGCAUGAUUGCUGUGAUGGCAUCGCCAUGAUCUUCCCCACAUGCUAUAUAGAGAUAAGCUAAUAGUUCAUAGGUAAGCAAGUGUUCAUAUGGAAGCUGCCUAUAGAGUUGGUGAAAAAGCCUUUUUGGGAACUCAUAGUAAAGGUUUAUCUUUGUUCUCUCU
Molecule: messenger RNA, 3592 nt
Organism: Phragmites australis (common reed)
Lineage: Eukaryota; Viridiplantae; Streptophyta; Magnoliopsida; Poales; Poaceae
Product: filament-like plant protein 3
Exons: 5
Coding region: 1042-3387 (781 amino acids)
Source: RefSeq, a predicted model, not a curated record